AUGAUCUUCCCUAGUUUUACAAGCUUCACUGAAAAAGAUGACAUAUUCCUCAGGAACCUGGGCGAGUUCCAAUACUUUGUGUACUUGGAGGCCAAGCAGUGCUUUGUGCUUCCUUUCAAGAUUCAAGGCAUCGGACAGGACCGCGAGGAUCACGAAGCGUUGCUGGAACACUUCUGGAAGUCUCCCAAGACACUGAAACUCCAUGGUUUUACUUCUACGAUGGCCUAA
This is a messenger RNA of Alternaria burnsii, 228 nucleotides long. RefSeq lists its product as uncharacterized. Bases 1 to 228 code for a protein of 75 amino acids. The record is from RefSeq and is a predicted model, not a curated record. NCBI's taxonomy places the organism in Eukaryota, Fungi, Ascomycota, Dothideomycetes, Pleosporales, Pleosporaceae. The transcript has a single exon.